GGCUGAUAUCGACAAGCGACAGCAACAAAGGAGAGCAAUUUCUUCCACCUAAAGCCAUACAAAAGGAAUGCUUCACAACAAAGGAUAUCCAAACAGUGAAAUAAAAUAAAUUGGAUGCCUCGCAGUGAAGGGAUUAAUGGAAUAUCGGCUUUUCACUAAUCUAUUCAUAACUUCGAGAAGAGCAUUCUCACUUCAGACGGCUUCGAUCUUUCUCUAGCUCCAUGCGUCAUCUCUGGUGCCAAAAUUUGACGAACCCUAAACACAGUAACCCUUAUGUCACUGAAGUCAACUUUUACGAACUUCUUUUGCCAAAAUGUUUUGCGAAGUGUCAUCUGUGUCACGCACAGCGCGAAUCUCGACAAUUAUUCCUGGAUCUUUCCAGUCAACAUCGAUCUCGAUUCUCCAGGAUGGACGUUCUUACUGUAAAAGUUCGAUCGUACACGCACCGAAUGUAAACUUAUCCAGAGCCAAAAAUUUCUGAAGCUGUUUUUGCAACAAAGAAGACAAGAUGGUUGAGUACGGAUCUAUACCGCAAACAGAACCACAAAUUACCGAUGCUCCUCCUCCCCCGCUUCGCUCUCAGUUGACGGCGGAACUUAUUGGGACGGCGAUUCUAGUGCAAGUCGGUUGUGGCGCCAAUUGUCUAGCAAUCUAUCUCGGUGUCUUGGAUGGCAUGUGGCAGGCAGCGAUUGUCUGGAUCCUGGGAGCCACCUUGGGUCUUUAUUCGUCCGCUGCCUUGUCCGGUGGACACUUGAAUCCAGCCGUAACUUUAUCGUUCGCUGUCGUUCGUCCGGCUGAUUUUCCCUACGCUAACGUCCUUCCCUACUGGGCUGCUCAGCUGGCAGGGGCUUUUCUCGGCGCCUUGACAAAUCUAAUCGUUUAUCACGAAGCCAUUUUAAGCUAUGAGGCGAAGAACGGAAUUGUUCGAGGGGGACAAGCCUCAAUUCAAUCGGCAGCUGCUUUUGGCGAUUAUUGGAGCCUUUCCAAGUAUGUGACAAGUGGGUGGCACGCCUUCUUGUUGGAAGCGUUUGGCACUGCUUUUUUGGUCUUUUGUAUUUUCAUGCUGACCAACAAGAAAAACUCUGUGCCUUCGGCAGCCGUCCCUCCUCUAGUCGCCAUUGCAAUCGGAUCGAUGGUGGUUUUGUUGGGUCCCAUGACUGGUGCAGGCAUUAACCCUGCCCGAGAUAUGGGCCCGCGCCUCGCGACGCUGCUCGCGGGCUGGAGAACUGCGGCUUUUGCCAAUUGGAUCGUUUAUUUUACGGCUCCUUUGAUGGGCGGACCCAUCGGGGCUUUAAUUGCGGACCGCCUGCUCAUGGCGUAGGGCUUGCGUUAGCAAGGCGAGACCAUAGUGUUUGCAUAUCUUUGUCUCCAUAAAUCUGUUGGGAGGCAGCAAUUUACGUAGCGCGUAGCCAGAAAGUGUUAGCCUGUGCUCGAGAACACAACUUUUCGGCCUUCCAUGCAAUCAAGCUCUACCAUGUGACUAUUCGCAUACAAAAAUUAACAUUCAUUAAAUCGAUGAAGUCGGUGUGC
This is a messenger RNA of Phaeodactylum tricornutum CCAP 1055/1, 1530 nucleotides long. RefSeq lists its product with no specific name. The record is from RefSeq and is a predicted model, not a curated record. The transcript is spliced from 3 exons. Gene Ontology annotation, biological process: water transport; glycerol transmembrane transport. Lineage: Eukaryota; Bacillariophyta; Bacillariophyceae; Surirellales; Neidiaceae. The coding region runs from base 509 to 1321 and encodes 270 amino acids. Gene Ontology annotation, cellular component: plasma membrane. Gene Ontology annotation, molecular function: glycerol channel activity; water channel activity.